This is a messenger RNA of Darwinula stevensoni, 1565 nucleotides long. Lineage: Eukaryota; Metazoa; Arthropoda; Ostracoda; Podocopida; Darwinulidae. The record is from the annotation of a GenBank genome assembly.
UUUUUCUUUUUUCAGAUAGGGCCUAGCCGAAAGUGUGGAAUAACCAACUCCGCAGGUCAUAGAGACCUGAACACUUUCUGGCAGACAGCAGGAAGCAAUGCUUUAGUCGAUGAAGUAGAUUUGGCCUGAACUUUUUAAACCAGAGUUUUUUUUUUAUUCCCACCCCUCGAAGUGAAAUAUCAGUUAUCAAAUGGAAUCCAAGCAAAAUCUAAUUACAUCUGGCAAUCACACCCAAGAUGAGAUGAAAGAGGUGAAACAAGAGGACUUGGUUCCAGUGGGUCCUGAAGGAAAACCAUUAAGUGUUCCAGGAAUUCUGAAGACUGGUGAGAAGAUGGGAAAAAAGACCAUAGUCCUGGAGGGUGGAGAUGGAAAAGCCUUAGCUCAUAAAACAUCAGAGGGCAACUCCAAAGAGGCAUCUGCUGAGAAACGACACCGCAUACCCAGCAGUGGUUCGGAUUCUGGCAGCACAGGAAGAGGCUCACCUGAUCCAAAUCCUGAAGACAUCUUGACCAGUGUCGCUCCCACCCUGGAUCCUGAUAGUGUGGAGGUAGACCUAAACCACCAUCGCAUUCGAAGGAUUGCCCACCUGGACCACCUUCAAAAAGUGGAAUAUCUCUGUCUACGCUGGAACCUGAUCACUGUCAUAGAAAAUUUGCAUCCUCUGACAACCUUGAAGGAACUAGAGCUCUAUGACAACCAGAUCACGGUCCUGGAAAACCUGGAUGCCCUUGUGAACCUUGAGAUGCUUGAUGUGUCUUUUAACCGUCUCAUGAAGAUCCAAGGCCUGGAGAAGCUGACAAAACUCAAAAAGCUCUUCCUAUGUGCAAACAAGAUCACUGUUAUAGAGAACAUCAGUCACCUGAAGGAUUUGGAGCUCCUUGAACUGGGUGACAAUCGUAUCCGAGAAAUUACACAUUUGAAUGGAAUGAAAAAUCUGAAGAGCUUGUACUUGGGGAAGAACAAAAUUAAGGAGAUCAAAAACCUGGAUGAUCUCACUCAGCUCACAGUUCUCAGCAUACAGAGCAACCGCCUUACCAAGCUGUCUGGUCUGGAACCACUGAAGAAUCUGGAACAGCUCUAUAUCUCCCACAAUGGGAUCCAGAAAUUGGAGGGGCUGAAGGAGAACUUGAAUAUCCAGACCUUGGACAUGGCUGCAAACUUCAUUGCAAAAAUUGAGAAUUUGUCACAUCUAAAAAAUCUGGAAGAAUUCUGGUUCAAUGAUAACAAGUUGUCAGACUGGCAUGAGUUGGAGCAGGAGCUGAAGCCUCUGACAAAGUUGGCCACUGUGUAUCUGGAAGGGAACCCAUUGGCUGAUGAUUCCCAGUAUCGUCGAAAACUCAUGCUGAUGCUUCCAAGCUUGACCCAGAUUGAUGCCACCAUGUGCAGGAACCCAGCUCAUGGCCUGUGAAUGUGCAUCUCAUUGUGAUAACGAUGACCCUUGGAUGCUUCUGUCGUUUGUGGAAUUAUCGAACAGAUUGCAAGCACUUUCCUUUUCUUUCUGUCAUGCUAUAUAUCUGAUUUCCUGGAAGUUCUGAGAGAACAAAAACACAAUUUACUUCAGCAAA